Molecule: messenger RNA, 1681 nt
Organism: Vigna angularis (adzuki bean)
Lineage: Eukaryota; Viridiplantae; Streptophyta; Magnoliopsida; Fabales; Fabaceae
Product: probable xyloglucan endotransglucosylase/hydrolase protein 27
Exons: 4
Coding region: 193-1206 (337 amino acids)
Biological process (GO): xyloglucan metabolic process; cell wall biogenesis
Cellular component (GO): cell wall; apoplast
Molecular function (GO): xyloglucan:xyloglucosyl transferase activity; hydrolase activity, hydrolyzing O-glycosyl compounds
Source: RefSeq, a predicted model, not a curated record
UCUGUCAAUAAAACGUUAUAUUCCAACCUCUCUAACUCUCUCUUUCUCUCUCUCUAAUCUCUGUUAUUUCUUCUUCAUGACUCUUCUCUUCUCUCUUCUCCCUAUAUAAUAUAAUAAUAUUACACACUCAGAGAAACAGCAGACAAGUAGCCAGAAGAAGAAAUCCUUUGACACAUUAUUAAGGAAACAAACAUGGGAGGUGGUCACAUGGGGUGGUUCCUCUUGUGUUCUUCUCUGCUUUUUUUUGCUGUGAUUGCUUCAUCUGGGUCACUCGCAAACUUGCCCAUCAUAGCCUUUGAGGAUGGCUACACCCCCUUGUUUGGGGACCAUAAUUUGGCCAUCCAUAGAGAUGGAAAAUCAGUUCACCUUUCUCUUGAUGAAAGAACAGGUUCUGGGUUUGUGUCUCAUGACCUUUACCUUCAUGGCUACUUCAGUGCCUCGAUUAAGUUGCCUUCUGAUUACACAGCUGGAGUUGUGGUUGCAUUUUAUAUGUCAAAUGGUGACAUGUUCGAGAAGAACCAUGAUGAGAUAGACUUUGAGUUUCUGGGGAACAUUAGAGGCAAAGACUGGAGGGUUCAGACCAAUGUUUAUGGCAAUGGAAGUACCAACAUUGGUAGAGAGGAAAGAUGUGGCCUAUGGUUUGAUCCUGCUGAGGAUUUCCAUCAGUACAGUAUUCUCUGGACUGAUUCUAAGAUCGUAUUUUUCGUGGAUGAUGUUCCUAUCAGGGAAGUUAUUAGAACAGAAUCAAUGGGAGGAGAUUUCCCCACAAAGCCAAUGACUUUGUAUGCCACCAUAUGGGAUGCAUCUGAUUGGGCAACCAAUGGAGGCAAAUAUAGAGUAAAUUACAAGUAUGCACCCUAUAUUGCUGAGUUCUCAGACCUUGUUCUGCAUGGCUGUGCAGUUGAUCCUAUUGAGCAUGUGACCAAGUGUGACAGUAGUGACCAAGAUUCUGAGGGCGUUCCUUUUGGCAUCACCCCAGUACAAAGAACCAAAAUGGGCAACUUCAGGUUGAAGCACAUGACAUACUCUUACUGCUAUGAUACAGUUAGAUACAAAGUCCCUCCACCAGAGUGUGUCAUCAAACCCCAAGAAGCUGAAAGGCUUAGAAAGUUUGAUCCCAUCACCUUCGGCAACGGCCGGCGCCACCGUGGAAAACGACACCACCGUAGUAGAGGUAGUCAGGAAGAGGCUGCCUCUUCAUUUUAAUGUAUGGUUCUGUAUGCAGAUUUUGUCAUAAAGGAAAUAUGUUUUUCUAUUUGAAUCAGUUUGAUUUGCCUGGGCUAGCAGCAUAUCUUUUGGAUUAAUGGUACUUUUAGACCCUAAAGAAUGGAUCAUUUUUGUUUUGUUUUAGUCCCUAACUUCUAAGAUCAUAAGUUUUGGUCCCCCACAGUGUUGGUUUUAGGGACUUAAGUUUGAGAAUUUCAAGAAGUAUAGGGACAAAAACUUGUAGAUUUCAAAGUAAAGGACUAAAACCAAAGAUGAUCCAUUUUCUUGGGUCUAAAAACACAGUUAACUCCAUUUCUUUUUCCUUGUAUAGAAAGAGGGGGAGACAUAGAAGUCCUUAAUAUGAUGGUUAAUGAGAUGGUGGGUUUAUGGCUUAGGUUCCCAGGUAUAUGUCCUCAUUGAUGUAUUGUGUAUUCAGACCCACCUCAGGGUUUUCAAUAAAGUAUAUACUUAUGAG